AUGAAUAUAGCAAGUGGUAUUCCUAAAUUUGUUUCUUUAGGAAUGAUACAACAAGAGGGUAAUCCAUAUGUUCGAGAUGAUACUGUGUUCAUUAAAAUUAUGGUUGAUUUUGGUGAUAUGCCAAAGACGUUAUUACCAUAUACAAUGAGUCUUAAUCCUGGUUUACCUAUCAAUGUACAAAAAGACAUGAUCAAGGAAGAAACAGAAAGGCGGACUCAGUUACAAACUAGACAAUAG
Adineta steineri is the source of this 237-nucleotide messenger RNA. The record is from the annotation of a GenBank genome assembly. NCBI's taxonomy places the organism in Eukaryota, Metazoa, Rotifera, Eurotatoria, Adinetida, Adinetidae.